This is a messenger RNA of Ilex paraguariensis (yerba mate), 624 nucleotides long. The record is from the annotation of a GenBank genome assembly. Lineage: Eukaryota; Viridiplantae; Streptophyta; Magnoliopsida; Aquifoliales; Aquifoliaceae.
AUGGAGAGAGAGAACUACAACCGUGGCCGUGGUGGUGCUCGCGGCCGUGGUGAUCGCGGUGGUGGUCGUAAUAGUGGUGGCAGAGGUGGGAAUUACCCACAUCCACAGUACCAGCAGCAGGAUCAGUAUCAAGGUGGUGGUGAUCGUGGUGGUGGUGGUCGUAAUCGUGGUGGUGGUCGUAAUCGUGGCGGCGGCGGUAGGGUUGGGAAUUAUCCAGAUCAACAGUAUCAGCAGGAGGGACAGUAUCAUGGUGGUGGAAGAGGAAGAGGUUGGGGUAGGGGUCCCACCCAGACUGGUGGGGAACAGUGGGGUAUUAGGCCAAGUCACACAGAUCUGGGUGGUGGAGCUUACAGGCCACCAGCCCCACCACAAGGGAGUGUUCACGGUGUGGGGCCCACGAUGGAGGAGUCAACUGAAGGAUAUGGCAGAGGUGGGUAUGGUGGAGCAGCAGGUAGAGGAAGAGGAGUCUCGAGUGUGAGGCCUUCGACUCCCACUUUUGUGCCUGGUCAAUCUCAAUCUCAGUCUCAAGAUCGGUCUCUCUCUGAUAAGGUUCCUGAACAAACUCUUCCUGGUAGAUCUCUUACCCUUAAUCUUAGUUUACAUUUUUUGUCAGUGUGUAUUUAA